Manihot esculenta (cassava) is the source of this 404-nucleotide messenger RNA. RefSeq lists its product as uncharacterized. NCBI's taxonomy places the organism in Eukaryota, Viridiplantae, Streptophyta, Magnoliopsida, Malpighiales, Euphorbiaceae. The record is from RefSeq and is a predicted model, not a curated record. The transcript has a single exon. The coding region runs from base 36 to 320 and encodes 94 amino acids.
AAACCAAGGCGGAGCCGACCUCUGUUCCUCUUCUCAUGUAUAUAACACACCACAAGCCUCCAAAGAACUUCCAUCAAACUCCAGAGAGAGAGAGAGAGAGUGUUAUGGCGAAGAAGAGUUGGUCUUUGAAGAAGGUAGGGAUCAACAAGGAUCAGCUAUGGCCAUGGAGGAUUUCAAUCUCUUCUUUCAAGUGGAAACGCCUUGAUUUUCAGUUGAAGAUUAUCGAUACUUUGGUAUUCAAAAUUCUUUACGUUGUUGAAGCUAUUGUUCUGGUUUCCACACUCUGUUUCUUCUACCUCUGCUGUGGCUGCCAUUUUUGAUCCCUUCUUUUUCUCUCAUUUUCUUCCCUUUUCUUUUACAAUUCAUUUGUUCUUUCUGAUUAUAGAUAUUGGGUUUCAUGUUCA